GGCCGCCGUAGGGUGUCGUGGCGUUUGUGUUGUGAGCAGACGUGCUACAGUUACCGGAUCAAUCAGAAGUCGAACUUCCUUCUUAUUUUGUCUUUUAACAUAAACCAUUGGACAGUGUUAGCUUCGGUCGGGUCAAAAUGAGGCGCGCCGGACUGGGUGAAGGAGGCUCUGGGAACUAUGUGGCUAGUGGAUAUAGUGUAUACGAGGAAGAAAAUGAACACCUACAGGAGGGACUCAGGGCUAAAGUCAACGCUUUAAAAAGUCUCUCCAUUGACAUUGGCACAGAAGUCAAAUACCAGAACACAAUGCUGGACGAUAUGGACACAGACUUUGACUCCACGGGCGGCCUGCUUGGUGCCACCAUCGGCAGAGUCAAGAAGCUGUCCCGGGGCAGUCAGACCAAACUGCUGUGCUACAUGCUGCUCUUCUGCUUUUUCGUCUUCUUUGUCCUGUACUGGUUUAUCAGGUUGAGGUGAUAGGAGGAUCUUAUUGGACUUUGCUCUUCCAGUUUGUGCUUCAAUGACACAUCUGAACCAGACCAGGAUAAUAAAGAGAAAAGGCAGGGAUGUGGUUUUUUUUUUGUUUUUGUUUUUUUUAAAGUCAUUACACUUUAAUAUGUGCCACAGUGUCAGGCUUUCAAACAAUGACUCGAGAAAAAGUGUAGAAAGGCCUACCAAUGCUUUUUAAAGGAGUACUAAAAAGUAUAAGUGGUUUAGGACAAUGUCUGAGAAAAUCAAUAAUCACAGGAAAUGUAGUGCAUACUGUAUGCAUAGAUGAAGCAGACAAUAUCAGUAUUUACGGUGUUUAUACUUAAUAUCUGACCAGUUAACCUGGAUUGAGAAGAGCAUGAUUUAUGACUGUAGACGAUACGGCAGUGUCGAGAACUGUAAUCCUCAGCAAUCAGCUGAGUUCAACUUGAACAAGUUAUAGAAUGAUCUGCAUAAUCUAGUGUAUGCGCUAGAUUAUGACAUUCUAUUGUCAUAAGACGACCACACGUGCGACAGUAGUGUACGUCAUUGUUUCAUCUUUAUUGUAAAAAUAUUAAUGUAAAUAAACAAAUUUUAUGCUCUGGA
Molecule: messenger RNA, 1073 nt
Organism: Maylandia zebra (zebra mbuna)
Lineage: Eukaryota; Metazoa; Chordata; Actinopteri; Cichliformes; Cichlidae
Gene: bet1
Product: Bet1 golgi vesicular membrane trafficking protein
Source: RefSeq, a predicted model, not a curated record